Pangasianodon hypophthalmus (striped catfish) is the source of this 2082-nucleotide messenger RNA. It is a transcript of the gene mcur1, whose product is annotated as mitochondrial calcium uniporter regulator 1. The record is from RefSeq and is a predicted model, not a curated record. NCBI's taxonomy places the organism in Eukaryota, Metazoa, Chordata, Actinopteri, Siluriformes, Pangasiidae. Gene Ontology annotation, biological process: positive regulation of mitochondrial calcium ion concentration; calcium import into the mitochondrion. Gene Ontology annotation, cellular component: mitochondrial inner membrane; mitochondrion. The transcript has 9 exons. The coding region runs from base 117 to 1082 and encodes 321 amino acids.
CGUAUGUCAUUACGCACGGACGCCAGUGUGUACCCGGAAGUUGGAAACUCUCGAAUGCGGGAGAAGUUUCAAGAGGAUUUUAAAUAGUGAUAUUUGAACACAAAACCACGUAAAUAAUGUUUCUGGGGCGUUUUAACAACGCGAUUGUUUUGGACAGUUUUCAGGGCACGAGUAAAAAUAUUUCUUAUUUGUUUGACUUUGACAGAAGAGCAAACAGAGGCUACAUGGCACGUUUACUCAGUGUUGUUACUCUGGGAGCAAACCGCUGGAGAGUGUACCCUGCUUUUAGCACAAUAUUAGUGUUAAGACAUGGAAAGGGGAAAACGCUGCACACGGUUGCAUUUCGACGGUCAUGUGUUAAAUGUGGGACGGACACUGGCUCGCUGUGGAAAGGUGUGCAAUGGUCGCUGGUCAGAGAGUUGAGCACCUCCAUUAAAGUGAUGCAGUAUGACUUGACUAGAUCAGACCUUGCAAAAUCUGGCCACAGAAAGCUUCUCUUUGAUACACAUGCAAUGAUCCAACUCCUGGAAGAGCGUGGGUUCACAAUCCAGCAGGCUGAGGUUAUUCUUAAAGUAUUGCUCAAUACAACCAACUCCUACAUGGACAUCAUGUAUAGUGAUAUGGUCACCAAGACUCAGCAAGAGAUCAUGUUACAGAAGGUUAUGUCUCAUAUUGCAGCAGUAAAAAAAGACAUGAUCAUUUUGGAGAAAAGUGAAUUUUCCACAUUACUGGCAGAGAACGAAAGAAUUAAAGCAGAGCUUGCACAAGUGAAGAUGCAGCUCUCUGAUAUGAUGAAUAAAGUACGCUUAGACAACAAGCUAGAUGUGAACUUGGAAAAAAGCCAGGUGAAAGAGAUGAAAGCAGAGCAUGAAAAGAAUAUUUUGGAGGCCAGAAAACACAUGAUGGAGAUGCUCGCUGAGCAGGACCGCCAUGUGACUCAGAGUAAUGUGAAGAUCGACACAGAAGUGGCUGGCCUGAAAACCAUGCUGGAAUCUCACAAACUGGAUAGUAUCAAAUAUCUAGCAGGGUCAGUGUUCACGUGUCUCACAGUAGUACUUGGAUUCUUUCGAAUAUGGAUGUGAGUGCAGAGAAAUCUCCAUAAAACAAUACCAAACAUAUCCCUCAUGCAGACAACCACGAAAUCCAGUGAAGAAAUUCCUUAUAAGCAUCGGGUCACAGUACUGCUGCUUCUCAAUCUGACAUAUAACAAGCCUGAUCUGUCAGGUCCUGACAUUCCUAAUGAAGGCGCUCACUCCUUCUGCUUCACGUGAAGAAAUCCUCUGCUGCUGAGAACAAUUUUUUUGUAUUUUUAUUUUUAUUCCUUUUUUUUUUUUUUUUUUUUUUUAAAUAUCUUCCACCGCAGUUUAUUUGUGCAGGCACUUAUUACCUUAUUAUCUGAAAUGCACUUCAUGUGACGUAUUAAAUGUUCUGUUAUGGAAAUACAGCGUGUGUCCUGCUGUCUGUGGGUGGACAUGUAAAUAUUGUUAUUAAGUUUUAUUAUGUUAACCGAGUGUUCUAGCUAAUAUGUGAAGCUGUCACAUAGCAGCACCAGUGGUAUCUAACUUGUACGGAUUUUUCAAAUGACUGGAUUGAUGAAAUGAAGUGACCAAAGACAAAAGCAAUUUUUGGAUUUUAUUUUUUGGAUGACUUCCAUAAGGGUUAAUAAUCUGAAAUAAAUAUUUGCCCUGAAAUAAAUAUUAAAAAUAAAAUAUAUAUAUAUUAAAACGUUGUUAUUUUGACUUAAUAUCUCAUCUCGUUAUUUCAAAUGAGUAAGUUGUUAUUUUGAAUUGAUAUCUCAGUAUUUCAUAACACAAUGUAUUUAUUUUAACUGAAUAUAUUGCUAUUUUGUAUUAUUUCAUCAUAUAUUGUUAUUUUGAGUUAUCUCUUUUUUUUUCCUUAUUUCAAGCUAUUGUCAUUUAACUCAUAAUUUUAAUUGAAUAUCUUAUUUCAAGUUAUCUCACUGUUGUUGUUUUUUUACAUGAUUUCUUUAUUACGACUUAAUAUUUAACACCACACUGUCUAUCAAUAAGACUAAUUUGUUGAAUUUCCUGAGGUGCAAAUAAUAAUAAAAAAAAGUCUUUU